Messenger RNA from Cuscuta epithymum, 1389 nucleotides. The record is from the annotation of a GenBank genome assembly. NCBI's taxonomy places the organism in Eukaryota, Viridiplantae, Streptophyta, Magnoliopsida, Solanales, Convolvulaceae.
CAACAACUUAAUCCUCUAAUAAUCUCAUGGAUGGAGAUGCCUUACAUGGACUAAUCUCGCCCAUAGCUCUUCACCAAGAAUCUAGUCUACUCAUAGAAUGACACAAAAUCUGAAGUAUUCCGUGCACGAAUCGAUCAUUAACGCAUAAAAGAAAUGAUAGUGUAGCAGUGUGCUGAUUCCAGGCUGAAAGAGGGAUAGAAGCUUGCGUUUUCAACGCUAUCUUCCUUUGGCACCGGCUCUGUUAGCCGGAAUAUAUCAAAUCGCUAUCGGUGUUUUAGAUCACCACUUAUGCAAUAGCAGUCAUUUCCCGAUCACCGAUCUCUUCAUUUCCGUCUGAUUCCCGAAAACGAGAUAACAAUUAGGCCUAAUGGGACAAGCUUUCCGCAAGCUCUUCGACACCUUCUUCGGCAACAGCGAGAUGAGGGUUGUAAUGCUAGGGCUUGAUGCAGCUGGAAAAACUACUAUACUCUAUAAGCUACACAUAGGAGAAGUUCUAUCAACAGUUCCUACCAUUGGCUUCAAUGUGGAAAAGGUGCAGUAUAAGAAUGUGAUUUUCACUGUCUGGGAUGUUGGUGGACAAGAGAAGUUAAGGCCUCUCUGGAGGCAUUACUUCAACAAUACAGAUGGACUGAUCUAUGUUGUUGACUCUUUGGACCGAGAGAGGAUUGGAAGGGCCAAAGAAGAGUUUCAGGCCAUUAUCAAAGAUCCUUUUAUGCUUAAUGCGGUAAUUUUAGUUUUUGCUAACAAACAGGACAUGAAAGGGGCGAUGACACCCAUGGAAGUAUGUCAAGGCCUUGGACUGCUUGACCUUAGGAGCAGAAAAUGGCAUAUACAAGGGACAUGUGCUUUAAAAGGGGAUGGACUUUACGAGGGUCUUGACUGGUUGUCAAGCACUCUGAAGGAGCACAAAGCUUCUGGCUUCUCCUCAGUAGGUGGCGGCACUUCAACCUUUUGAUUGUUCCAACUCUGUAUGUAAUUUGGCGUUUCUUAUCUGAGUUUGAUUGAAUAUAGGCUUUUGUUUUCUUUCAUUGUUUGAACUUUGAAGUCGUCAAUUUUAUGUACCGCCUUGGGCAGCAGGUUUAAUAGAGGAGUUCAAGUCUUCAAUGCUUCCGCUACUACAAAGAGAAAACCGUCUUCUUGUAAGGCUGCAAAACUAAGAUUCGAAUUCUUUGUUGCUCCCAACAUUCAUAGUAUUGAAUGAAAGUAGAUGUUUAACUAUGGUGUGAAUGAUACUUCAAAGUUCAAAUGUGUGAAUAGAGUUUGGCAGUUGGAUGAACUUUUGCACAUUUCCCACAAUACCCCCCCCCCCCCCCCCCCCCCCUCCCAUUGCUAUGAAUGGUUGCUCCAGUUGCUAAUAUAACUACUUACAGAUAAAUAAAUAAAUAAAUU